AUGUCUUCUUCUUCUCAGUUCAAACAGUUGGAAAAAUUAGGUAAUGGUACCUAUGCUACUGUUUAUAAGGGUUUGAACAAAACCACUGGUGUGUAUGUUGCCCUGAAAGAAGUUAAAUUAGAUUCCGAAGAAGGUACACCAUCUACAGCAAUCCGUGAGAUUUCAUUAAUGAAGGAGUUAAAACAUGACAAUAUUGUUAGAUUGUAUGAUGUAAUUCAUACCGAAAAUAAGCUAACUUUAGUAUUUGAAUAUAUGGAUAAAGAUUUGAAAAAAUACAUGGAUUCUAGGACAACUGGAAACUCGCCACAGGGGUUAGAGUUAAGUUUGGUUAAAUAUUUCCAAUGGCAAUUAUUUGAAGGUAUUUCAUUUUGCCAUGAAAAUAAGAUAUUACAUCGUGAUUUAAAACCACAGAAUUUAUUGAUUAAUAACAAGGGACAAUUGAAAUUAGGCGAUUUCGGUUUAGCUAGAGCGUUUGGGAUUCCAGUGAAUACGUUUUCCAGCGAGGUGGUGACGUUAUGGUAUCGUGCCCCUGAUGUGUUGAUGGGAUCUCGCUCAUACUCCACCUCUAUUGAUAUGUGGUCAUGUGGAUGUAUUUUAGCAGAGAUGCUUACAGGUAAGCCAUUAUUCCCAGGGACUAAUGAUGAAGAACAAUUGAAAUUAAUAUUUGAUAUGAUGGGCACACCUACUGAAUCUACAUGGCCGACAGUGACAACGUUACCAAAAUACAAUUCUAAUUUUUCUAUCCAAGUACCUAAAGAUUUAAAGAAACUGUUACAACCAUUUACCAAAGAGCAGCUUGAUGACAUUGUGAUUGAUUUGUUGAAUGGGUUAUUACAGCUAAAUCCUAGUAUGAGACUAAGUGCCAAACAGGCGUUACAUCAUCCAUGGUUUUCAGAAUAUUAUCAACAACAACCUCAUCAAUGA
Messenger RNA from Vanderwaltozyma polyspora DSM 70294, 924 nucleotides. RefSeq names its product cyclin-dependent serine/threonine-protein kinase PHO85 (gene PHO85). Gene Ontology annotation, molecular function: cyclin-dependent protein serine/threonine kinase activity; ATP binding. Gene Ontology annotation, cellular component: nucleus; cytoplasm. The transcript is spliced from 2 exons. Gene Ontology annotation, biological process: protein phosphorylation. The record is from RefSeq and is a predicted model, not a curated record. The coding region runs from base 1 to 924 and encodes 307 amino acids. NCBI's taxonomy places the organism in Eukaryota, Fungi, Ascomycota, Saccharomycetes, Saccharomycetales, Saccharomycetaceae.